This is a messenger RNA of Colletotrichum orchidophilum, 1533 nucleotides long. RefSeq lists its product as uncharacterized. Gene Ontology annotation, cellular component: plasma membrane; fungal-type vacuole membrane. Gene Ontology annotation, biological process: transmembrane transport. The transcript has a single exon. Bases 1 to 1533 code for a protein of 510 amino acids. The record is from RefSeq and is a predicted model, not a curated record. Gene Ontology annotation, molecular function: transmembrane transporter activity. NCBI's taxonomy places the organism in Eukaryota, Fungi, Ascomycota, Sordariomycetes, Glomerellales, Glomerellaceae.
AUGGAUCGCUACGACGAGAAAGGCAUGAGCGAGAAGACGUCUCCCGAGGGUUCCCUCGAGGCGGGCAGCGAAGGCCAUCCGAGGCAGACCGGUAUCAUGGCCACUCUACGCCGAUUCGAGGGCAGAAUGGACAAGGCCCUGGGCGUCGAGUCUCAUGCCAUUGAUCGCAAGACGGACGCCGACAAGAAGCCCGUCAAGUGGCACGAGGAACUGACCAUGGCUCUGCUGUGGGCGAGUGGUACCAUGGGCAUCAGCUGCUUUGCCACCGGGUUCCUCGGCUGGGAGUUUGGUCUCGACCUGAAGCGUGCCAUUCCCAUCUUCAUUUUUGGUUCCAUCCUCGGCGGUGCCGUGUCUGGGUACUGUGCCACCUUUGGUGCCGCGACCGGUCUGCGUCAAAUCUCCGUCUCCCGAUACAGCUUUGGAUGGUGGCCCAAUAAGCUCAUUGCCUUUCUCAACGGUCUGGAACAGCUUGGCUGGGCCUCUGUCGGCUCUAUUAGUGGUGGAUUGGCGCUGACUGCCGUGGCUGAUGGCCGCAUUUCGUUGGUCGUCGGCGUCAUCAUCAUCGCUGUAGUCUCUCUUCUCAUCAGCUUCCUCGGUCUGCGCUACAUUUUGAUCUACGAGCGUUACGCAUGGCUCAUCUACUUCAUCAUCUUCAUGAUCAUCUUCGGCAUGGUUGGCCCGUACGCAGACAACGUCACGCCGGCCCAGGUCACGGGUGCCGAGCUCUCUGCCAGCGCUCUCUCGCUUCUUGCCGUCGUAUAUGGAAGUUCCGCAUCAUGGGCCACCAUGGUCUCCGACUACUACGUCCAUUACCCAACCAAUGUUUCCCGACUCAAGGUUUUCAUUCUCACGACUCUUGGCAUCGCUCUCCCGACCGCCUUUGGCAUGACCGCCGGUGCCGUGGUGGCCAGCUCUCUGAACAAUCAGGCGGCUUGGGCAGACGCCUAUAAGAACGAAGGUCUUGGCUUCCUGAUCCGAGAUAUGCUGCACCCCCGCGGUUUCGCCAAGUUCCUCCUCGUCAUCUUCUCCUUCAGCGGCAUCAACACCAACAUCAUCUCUCUGUACUCUGCGGCCAUCUCGUUCCAGCAAAUGGCCCGCCCGUUUGCCAGAGUCCCCCGGUUCCUGUGGACCCUCGUCUGUUUUGCUGUUGUUAUUGGGCUGGCUCUGGGUGGUCGCAGCCAGCUUAACACCUAUUUGCAAAACUUCCUCAGCUUAUUGGGCUAUUGGUGCACGAGCUACUUUGUUAUCCUGCUUAUGGAACACACCAUCUUUAGACGUGGAGACUUUGCCAAUUACGAUCUCGAGGGUUGGAACGACCCGAGCCGCUUGCCUCUUGGCAUCGGAGCUAGCGCUGCCUUCUUGAUCGGGGUGGCCGCGUGGUGCAUGGGUAUGGUUGAGACAUGGUUUGUGGGACCUCUUGGCGGCCUCAUUGGCGAAUCUGGAGGUGAUAUCGCCAAUGAAUUGACGUUCGUGGUGACUGCUGUGGUAUACCUGCCUGCUCGCUACUUGGAGUUGAAGUUUUUUGGCCGAUAG